This is a messenger RNA of Fusarium oxysporum Fo47, 1221 nucleotides long. RefSeq lists its product as uncharacterized. The transcript has a single exon. The record is from RefSeq and is a predicted model, not a curated record. Lineage: Eukaryota; Fungi; Ascomycota; Sordariomycetes; Hypocreales; Nectriaceae. Bases 1 to 1221 code for a protein of 406 amino acids.
AUGGCUCCUACCAAAGAAUCGUCGCGUGCUGGUAUUCACCUCCCCAAAGGCUUCCAAUACGACGAAGUCAACUUUGAUCCUACCCCUCCCCCUCCAAGAGACGAGCCAGAUCCUCCUCUGGGCAUCUUGGAUAGCUUCACCGGAUCCUGGACCGGGCCUGGCUUCAACACCAUCUUCCGACCAAACUCCGUCUCCCCCACUACUACCACCUUCACCAAUCCCGUCCUCCCUGCCCCUCCCUCGCCUCCCAAUGUCUCAGUCCUUGAACUCAAUCUGACGCAAGAGGAUAUGGUGUUUUCUCAACCUCUGGGAAAGGUUCCAAACCGUGGUCUUGAGCAGCAGAAUGACAUUAUUAUCAAUGGUGUCACGUAUCUCCAGACCGUCAAUGAUGUUACCAACACAGCUACCGGCAAGGCCGACGGUACUAAGACGGGUAUUCAUACUGAGACCGGCUUCUGGUUAAACGUUCCUCCGACGAAGAAUAACCCCGUGGAGGGGAACACGCUUGUCCGUCUUGGCUCUAUCCCUCACGGAACUACCAUCAAUGCACAGGGCAACCCCCCCGACGUGACCCAGGGGGCGCCAGAUAUCGGUCCACGACCUAUCACUCCUUUCGUCAUUGGGGACAAGGGGAAUACUCAGGUCAAGCCCAGCCAGACAGCCUCCCUUAACAACACAGCACGUCUACCCCAGGAUCUCACCCUGUUCAUUCAACAGGGAACGAUCACCCAGGCUAUUCUCGACAACCCAAUCCAGAUUCUUCUUGACAUCAACAGCCAGCUCAAUAUAACCAAGACCAGCACUUUCACAGUCUCUACCCAGUUUGAUCCAACCCCAGGCGGCGGUACAGCCAACAUCGCUUUCCUCGUCGGAGCGAGUUCCCAAGGCCCCAACGCGAAUGCUGUGCAGAUGGACUCUACAUUUUGGGUCGAGACGAUCAAGUCCGAGAUCACGGUUCAAAACUACACGCCUGGAAAACCUCUUCUUCUGCAGCCAGCCUAUAAGCAGGGCCAGGGCAAGACGCCUCCUCCGCUGCCGACAUUCUCUGUCACGCCUCCUGGGCCUGUCACUGGCCCUAAGACGAUCCCUGUGACUUAUACGCAGAUUCAGUACUCGCAGACUGUUUUCCUUAAUUUUAAUGGGUUGACUUGGCCGCAUUUGUCGCUGGCUACGUUGGUGCCUUCUCAGCCUAUCGAGGUGGACUAUCCCUCAUCUAAAUGA